GCGCACCCGUUCUUUUAAGUUGAAGUUCUGUAUAGUCAACUUCAUGUUCAUCUGGCACUAUACAAGAUCGACUUCAAUCGACUUGUAAAGUGGUACAGUUGGGUACGUUGGUACCGAGGAUCGAAGCAAGAUGUUGUCAAGAUUAGCUUUUCGUAAUGCUCAAGCAGUGUCCACAGCUGUUCGUGGAAUACAAACUACAGUACCAGCAUUAUCUGAUGUACCUCGUCCAAAACGCCCCAUAUAUCCUGCCCCAGUUAGGCAUGGAUUUAUUCCAGAAGAGUGGUUUUCAUUCUUCUAUCCUAAGACUGGUGUAUCAGGUCCAUAUAUAUUCACAGCUACUCUGGGAACAUAUUUACUAUCAAAAGAAAUCUAUGUAUUGGAACAUGAAUUCUACAAUGGAAUUUCUAUGCUCAUCAUUUGUCUUUAUGUAAUAAAAAAAUUUGGUCCCAAUAUUGCCAAAUUCUUAGAUAAAAAGGUCGAUGAAUAUGAAGAAAUGUUAAAUGUUGGAAGAAACAAUGAAAUUGAGGCGUAUGAACAAACUAUUAAGAACUGGGAAUUAGAAAAGUGGCGCACUGAUGGACAGAAAAUGAUUUAUGAUAUUAGAAAACAAAAUAUUUUAAUGCAGUUAGAAGCUACUUACAGAGAGCGAAUGGUACAAGUUUACACUGAGGUUAAGAAACGCUUGGAUUUUAAUUCCCAAAUAGAUACUGUAGAACGCAGAAUUGCUCAGAAACAUAUGGUACAAUGGGUUGUAAAUAACGUACUAAAAGCAAUUACACCAGAACAAGAAAAAGCUACUCUACAACAAUGUAUUAAAGAUCUUGAAGCUCUUAAAGCAUAAAGUGUUACUACAGGACUAGAUGAUAUAGGAGUACUAUUAUUAAAUCUGGACUAGUUCAUUGUAAAGAUUACUGAGAAUACUGUAUAAAUCGCAGUGUACUCAACAUUAAAGAUCUUUCAUAAUUAAACUAUUGUUUACCAAUACAUUGUACAUUAUACAAUUAUAACAUUUCAUGAUAAAUAAAUGUCAUUAAAAGGUAACAGUAAAUAAUGUGUUAAAACCAUCUAAAUUUUAUUAAAUAUAAAUAAAUAAAUAUAAUAUAAUUGUACUUUA
Molecule: messenger RNA, 1114 nt
Organism: Hylaeus volcanicus
Lineage: Eukaryota; Metazoa; Arthropoda; Insecta; Hymenoptera; Colletidae
Gene: ATPsynB
Product: ATP synthase subunit b, mitochondrial
Exons: 4
Coding region: 131-841 (236 amino acids)
Biological process (GO): proton motive force-driven ATP synthesis
Molecular function (GO): proton transmembrane transporter activity
Source: RefSeq, a predicted model, not a curated record